This is a messenger RNA of Tuber aestivum (summer truffle), 1296 nucleotides long. NCBI's taxonomy places the organism in Eukaryota, Fungi, Ascomycota, Pezizomycetes, Pezizales, Tuberaceae. The record is from the annotation of a GenBank genome assembly.
GAAGCUCGCGAAGGAGACGCAAGCAUCGUGCUUCUACCGGAGCGGCAGAGGAAGGUGAUGUCAGGGUACCGCCCGGGGCACCUGCCGGCCAGCCCGAGGUUGGAAACGCUAAUCGUGACUGGUUUUUCCAGCGCUGGUAUAAUUCAUCUAGAGGCGACGCUGCCCCUAAAACGGUGUCCUUUUCUGGUGCGGAGGUAGUUUCUCAACGAAACCCGAAAUCAAACUUGAGGUGGGCUAGAGGCUUGGAUGGUGGCCAAGAUACUAGGGAUCCAUCUUAUAUCCUUGACGCUGUUUCGGACAGACUGCAGCAAGCUCGGGCUCAUCCUCGAUCUCUCUCGACUAUCUGGAGCGAUGGAGGGCCAGAGAGCUCGGCCACCGCGGGAACUGUUUUGGCUACGGGGAGAAAGAGCAGUGGAGGUGCAAGCAUAGACGCCUCUACGAUGAACCGAAGGAUGCAUGGCGCUAAAGGAGAUAAUAGAGCGGACUUCCAUCAGGGGUUUGCGAGCACAAUAGAAGGCGCUGGGCUAUCAGGAAAUCCGAGCAGUGAGUUGACGCAGACACACUCUCCAGGUGAAUUGGUGCACUAGCUUUCAGAGAUGUUGGUACAUUAACAUGAUAAUCUAGUGGAAGGUUUUACGGGUACUUCGAGCCCAGUCAGGCGAGAGACGUUUAGUUCUGAUGGCGCGUUUCAGAUGGUCAAUCGCGGAGACUUGAGUAUCCCAGACAAUCUUAGGAAAUGUAGGGAGAUCGCCGGGGUCAUCAUGCCUGACAUGUAUCUCUCUGGUCCAGGUACCGAGGGUACCUAUGGAUCUAGCGAACUAGUGGAAGAUAUGUGGAUUGAGGAUAAUGGGGUUAUUGUGAGGGGGUGUGAAGGUGAUACUAGGGAAAGGGAGGAUGAGGCGGGGCCUUCUAGGACUGUUGGGGGUGGAGGUAAGAUAACAGCGCUAAUUGAGUAGUGUUGUUACGUAGCCGGUGAGACUAAUACAAGACUAGUAUAGAGGGCCUAGGACCGCAUCCGUAAUUGCUGGAGAAUUUCUACUGAGUUUUGGUGGAGGCGGAUUGGGUGAAGUUUUUUCAAACAGGCGUUGAGGAAAUUGGGUGGAUUGGUUAGUUACCGGUUGUGAUGCCUGCCCCGGAAAGUGGCUUAGGUGUAGCACACGAUCCAGCUCAUGUACUGUGGUUAUUUGAGUUGUAGUGGGCCUUGAAUUUAUUACCGAACGGUUUGAAACUUGCUUAGAGUGAUGAGAACUCUCCGGAUUCAUAAUAUCUCACUCGGAACGCCCACAGGAGUAAGUG